UGGAUAGGAUGACAAUAGGAGGAAAGGAAAGCGGCGUUUGCAGAGCGCAUCAUAUAAAAUUUAAUAUAUAUAUAGGCCUACAUAUAUGGAACCUUUUUUUGUAUCAUUAUUUGAAAAUUUUCUUCUCAUCUGUGUGGAACCGCACAAAAAAACGCUUUUUUUAUUGGACUCAGGACAGACUUGUGGGCGUCUGCUUAUAGAUCUUAUUCUUUACCCUGGAGGAGCUUCGCCAUUAUGAUAAAUAUUUGUUGAUGUAAGAUGAUGCAAUGUGGAUUUAAUAGAAAUUAUGGGAUUCCCCAACGAGGGGAUGUCUUAUUUUAAUCUAUGGAAAAUAAAAACGCACAUCAAAGAGACUGCGCAGCUGUAUGAUGCGGUGGAUUUUUUAAAAUUAACCAGAAAAUGGAUCGAUGCGCUGCAGCAGGAAAUCGGACGUCCCAUCGCUUCAAGGAGCGGAUUACUUUAACAAUUAAACGCCUUUACAUUUAAGGGACUAAGACUAUGCGCUGGGUUAUUAUCCGCCAGCUCUUUAUAACACUGAAAGUGUAUUAGAAGCAGAGAACUGCUGCAACGACAGCAGCAUUUGCGCAACUGCAUAUCCAUCAUUCUAAACGCAAAGAGAAAGGAGCAGCAUACCCAGAGGAAAAGCUGCACCGCAACGAGCGCACGGCACAGGAUGCGUCUUCACGUCAAAUCAAGUUAAAAGGAAGCAGCCAGAUUUUUUUUGUUUGUUUUUUUAAAGCAGAGGGGGGAUGAUGACGGCGUUUAUGUUCGGAAGAGGAUUUUGCAAGCCCAGAUUUUGGAAGCGCGGAAGCAGGACCGGUGUCUUAUCGUCCCUUUGCGCGUUCCUGGCGUGCGCCGCGGUGUUGGCGCUGCUUUUCCUGGACUUUAUUGAGACGUGGGUCACCUCGAUGGGUAUGAGCGGGGCGGUGGAGACGCAUGCGGCCAUCAUCUCGCCCCAGAGCCUUCCUCAGUCCAAACCAGAGGAGUUUCUGCUCAUGCCCAGCCCGCUGGUGUGCCAGCGCGCCAAGCCUUACCUCAUCGCCUUGGUGACCUCUGCACCUGCAAAUCAGCGGGCACGCCAAGCCAUCCGAGACACCUGGGGAGGAGAGGUGGAGGUGAGAGGACUGAGGUUCAUGACCCUCUUCAUGGUUGGUGUUGCCACUGACCCCGGCCUGGGAAAGCUGCUGAUAGAAGAGGCCAGGGAGAAAGGGGACCUGAUCCAGGGCCGAUUUUUGGACUCCUACUCCAACCUCACCCUGAAGACCCUGGCCAUGCUUGGCUGGGUCCGCAGGUUCUGCCCUCAGGCUCAUUUCAUGGCCAAAGUGGAUGACGACGUUUUCUUUAAUCCCAGUGCUCUCCUUCACUUCUUAAACAAAAGCAGGAACCCUUACGAGCAAGGAGAUUUGUAUCUUGGCAGAGUCCAUCUUCAUGUGGCCCCAAACCGUGAUCCAGACAGCAAGCAUUACCUCCCCUCUGGGGCCUACCCUUUGUCUUUGUUUCCUGACUAUUGCAGUGGUACAGCUUAUGUCUUUUCCCGCUCUGCCCUGCUUAAAGUUGCCCUUGCAGCCUCAGCAUCACCUCUAUCCACACCUUUACCUCCAGAGGAUGUGUUUGUUGGCCUCUGUGCAUAUGCUGCUGGGGUGCAGCCCUCACAUUGCCCUCUCUUCUCCGGGGGUCCACCCGUGCCAUACGGGCGCUGCUGCUAUCAGGCCAUGGUGUCUGUCCAUCAUAUCACUCCCAAGGAGAUGUUGGAUUAUUGGAAAGAUGUCCAUUCCUCCCCGCCCUGUUCCUGGCUGACUCAGCGUGCUUCUCUGGGGAUGUGCAAAGUCAGGGCGAUGCUGGGCUCAGCCCUGGGCCUGGAGGAUUGACUUAAAUUAAACUCAAGGGCACCUUGCCUCACACAGUUAUUCUACAAGCUGCGAAUCUACCUGCACUGAUAAUAUUUAUGCCUAUAGUCAUUAUUAGAGAUUUAUUUUUAUAAGAUUGUCACAUACAUUUUUUUUU
Molecule: messenger RNA, 2004 nt
Organism: Cyprinodon variegatus (sheepshead minnow)
Lineage: Eukaryota; Metazoa; Chordata; Actinopteri; Cyprinodontiformes; Cyprinodontidae
Gene: b3galt4
Product: beta-1,3-galactosyltransferase 5-like
Exons: 1
Coding region: 750-1868 (372 amino acids)
Cellular component (GO): membrane
Molecular function (GO): N-acetyl-beta-D-glucosaminide beta-(1,3)-galactosyltransferase activity
Source: RefSeq, a predicted model, not a curated record